GAGCAAUCAAUUGAGCCGAACGAUCAGUGAUCAUCAGAGCCAAAUACCGCUUAAUGUGCAAAUAAUUACCAAUUCAGAGUCUAAAAGUCUCUUUUUGGGGCCUAUAUAAAUAGUGGUACGACCUUUGCGGGAGUUAACCAUUCGUGUUACUUUCGAAACGUUGAAAAAUGUUUUCCAAACUUGUUUUCCUUUUGCUUGGUUGCAUGGCCUUCGAUGCGGCUCUGGCUUGUAAUGGCUACAAGGCCAAACUGGUCAAAAUGGAUAAUUGUGCUGGAGACGAUGCCAUUAUGUCUGUGGACGAUGAUUUCAGCAUCAAGUUAAACAAGAAAUGCGAACUGGUUCCCUCGGGUUGCAUUAAGAACAAGCCAUUCACCACGGCUAUAGCUAAAUUCAAGGUCCAAAAAGAUGGCAUUGUGAUGAAGGAGGGUAAAAUGGAUUUAUGCGCUGCUAUUGAUCAAGCUUCAACCGAGGCUAAGGAUAUUAUGAAACUUUUCGGUGCCCCAUCAUCUUGUCCGGUGGCCGAAGAAAAGGUCUGCUCCAAUGAGCAUACAGUUGAUCUAUCCAAGUAUAAAUCCAUGUUGGGCAUGGCUCGUGGUCAUCUGAUCAUUGAUUCCGAAAUUAAGCAUGACACUGGUAAAUCCUGUUUCCAUGCCGAAAUCGAAAUUACCAAGAACUAAUGCUAUAGUCAUUCCACCCCUGGGCAUCUAAGGAUUAACCAAUUCUAUUAUGAGUCUUGCAAAUUGUUUUAGUUGUAAAUAUUAAAUAAACUUGGUAAAGAGGUGCACGAAAUAAGCAAUCGAA
Messenger RNA from Drosophila willistoni, 801 nucleotides. RefSeq lists its product as uncharacterized. Lineage: Eukaryota; Metazoa; Arthropoda; Insecta; Diptera; Drosophilidae. Bases 168 to 677 code for a protein of 169 amino acids. The transcript is spliced from 3 exons. The record is from RefSeq and is a predicted model, not a curated record.